AUGGAAGGGUCGAGUUUUGGAAUAGACACUUUGUUGUCCAACGCUGGUUCUGGGAGCCCUAGUAGGUUAAAUGGAGACUUUAGACUUGGAGAAAGCAGAUCAGGGGAUUUUAGGAGCGUGGGGCCCCUCUCUCCUGGUUCGGAAAUAGACACUGUGGGGAGUAGCCCGUCAUCUCCUAUCUCAGUCACUAUGGACUCAACAGAUCAGCACCGUCUUGUGGACAGCGUCCAUCACCAAGCGCAGCAUCUUCAUCACCUGCACCACAGCCAACAACACCAAACUUUACAACAGUCUCCCCAACCACAGCCAGGGCCAUUGGGCUCAGCUGGGUCAGCUCCUAGAACUGCUACCUCUUCCUUCUUAAUUAAAGACAUAUUGGGAGACAGUAAACCUUUGGCUGCUUGUGCUCCUUACAGCACCAGUGUGUCCUCUCCUCACCACACUCCAAAACAUGAGGGCAAUGGGUCCUCUGAAAGUUUUCGACCAAAACUAGAACAGGAAAUGCAGGAUGGCAAGGGAAAGUGUGAGAAGGUCCGGGAAGAUUUACAUACAGAUAUCAAGAGCCAUGGAACUAAAGAAGAGGGAGAUCGAGAGAUUACAAGUAGCCGAGAUAGCCCCCCAGUUCGUUCCAAGAAGCCCAGGAAAGCAAGAACAGCCUUUUCUGACCAUCAACUCAACCAGCUUGAACGCAGUUUUGAACGGCAGAAGUACCUCAGUGUUCAGGACCGAAUGGACUUAGCAGCUGCCCUUAACCUGACAGACACUCAGGUCAAGACCUGGUAUCAGAAUAGAAGGACAAAGUGGAAGAGGCAGACGGCAGUUGGGUUGGAGUUGUUGGCUGAGGCUGGGAAUUAUUCAGCUCUACAGAGAAUGUUCCCCUCUCCCUAUUUUUAUCACCCCAGUCUUCUGAGCAGUAUGGACAGUUCUACAGCUGCAGCAGCGGCAGCAGCAGCUAUGUAUAGCAGUAUGUAUAGGACUCCCCCAGCUCCUCACCCACAGCUACAGAGACCCCUUGUCCCCAGGGUGCUAAUUCAUGGUAUUGGUCCAGGGGGGCAGCCAGCACUUAAUCCCCUGGGAAACCCAAUCCCUGGUACCCCUCACACACGGUGA
This is a messenger RNA of Bombina bombina (fire-bellied toad), 1110 nucleotides long. It is a transcript of the gene BARHL2, whose product is annotated as BarH like homeobox 2. Gene Ontology annotation, molecular function: RNA polymerase II transcription regulatory region sequence-specific DNA binding; DNA-binding transcription factor activity, RNA polymerase II-specific. Gene Ontology annotation, biological process: regulation of transcription by RNA polymerase II. Lineage: Eukaryota; Metazoa; Chordata; Amphibia; Anura; Bombinatoridae. The coding region runs from base 1 to 1110 and encodes 369 amino acids. The transcript is spliced from 3 exons. Gene Ontology annotation, cellular component: nucleus. The record is from RefSeq and is a predicted model, not a curated record.